Xenopus laevis (African clawed frog) is the source of this 1901-nucleotide messenger RNA. It is a transcript of the gene hibadh.L, whose product is annotated as 3-hydroxyisobutyrate dehydrogenase L homeolog. Gene Ontology annotation, molecular function: NAD binding; oxidoreductase activity, acting on the CH-OH group of donors, NAD or NADP as acceptor; oxidoreductase activity. NCBI's taxonomy places the organism in Eukaryota, Metazoa, Chordata, Amphibia, Anura, Pipidae. Gene Ontology annotation, cellular component: mitochondrion. Gene Ontology annotation, biological process: L-valine catabolic process. The record is from RefSeq and is marked predicted.
GUCCAAACAAGGAUCUUAGAAGUGGAGGUCAGCAGGGAGGAAGAAGCAUGGCUGCCCUGGUGAGGAAGUCUUGCAGUGCCUUGCACAGUUCUAUCAGCAGGCAUGCACGCUUUGCAAUGGUAUGUAGAUCAAUGGCAUCCAAAACACCAGUUGGAUUUAUUGGGCUUGGUAAUAUGGGAAAUCCAAUGGCAAAAAAUCUCUUAAAACAUGGCUACCCUGUAGUUGCAUAUGAUGUAUUCCCAGAGGCAUGCAAAGACUUCCAGGAUUCAGGAGCCCAAAUCAUGGAUUCACCAGCAGAUGUGGCGGAAAAAGCUGACAGAAUUAUAACCAUGCUACCGUCAAGUGCCAAUGCUGUUGAAGCUUAUUCUGGGUCAAAUGGAAUUUUGAAAAAAGUGAAGAAGGGAUCCUUACUGAUUGACUCUAGUACCAUUGAUCCUGCUGUUUCUAAAGAUUUGGCAAAGGCAGUGGAAAAAAUGGGAGCUGUGUUCAUGGAUGCUCCAGUAUCUGGUGGUGUUGGAGCUGCUCGAUCUGGAAAUCUCACGUUUAUGGUUGGUGGAGUGGAGCAAGAAUUUGAUGCUGCAAAAGAGCUUUUGUCUUGCAUGGGAGCCAAUGUGGUUUACUGUGGGGCAGUUGGUACAGGACAGGCUGCCAAAAUUUGUAACAAUAUGCUAUUAGCUAUAAGCAUGAUUGGAACAUCGGAGACUAUGAAUCUUGGAAUCCGAUUAGGACUUGACCCAAAGCUGUUGGCCAAAAUCCUAAACAUGAGCUCUGGUCGGUGUUGGUCAAGCGAUACCUAUAACCCUGUUCCAGGAGUGUUGGAAGGAGUACCCUCUGCAAAUAACUACCAAGGUGGAUUUGGGACAACUCUCAUGGCAAAGGACUUGGGGCUGGCACAGGACUCUGCAACCGACACCAAAAGUCCAACCCCGCUGGGAUCUCUUGCGCAUCAGAUCUACAGAGUCAUGUGUGCUAAGGGCUAUGCACAGAAAGAUUUCUCCUCUGUCUUCCAGUUUUUGCGUGAGGAUGAGAACUAGUGAACAAUCAUAGAUGGAAAAUUAGAUUUGAAACACUAUUUUUGAACAUCGCUUAGGGUUUUACCGUAUAACCAAUUACAUGAGCUGUAAUCAUUGACCUUCCCCCCCCCCCAUCUUUAGAGGCAAACUAUACUUUGGGAAUACAAAUAGCACAAGUUGUGAAGAAGGAUUUGUUAAGCAUAAAUCUUGUAGUAGACAUGCACAGUACUCCGUUUGCUGGCAUCAGUAUCUGUUGCAGUCUAUAGCUGCACUUCUCUAUGUGGCAGUUUACAUCUCUUCGCAUUCCACUCUUUUACUAACCUUUAAAACAUACAGACCAUGUCACCCUACCAAUAGUUUUAUUUGGAAUACCGCAGAAGGCCUGGAAGACUGGCAAGUGUGGGCUAGCACUUUUUGCGGGUGGUAUUAUCCUAGAUGAAGACUUUGCAGCUUUACCUAUCCUUUUUAUACCUCAAGUGUAAAAUAUUCCUAUAACUUAGUUUCCCUUUAUUAAACAUGUACAUUGUAAAGUGUAAUUACCUACUUAAUCUGUAUAAAAAUAACAAUUAACACUGUUUUACAUGCUAACUGUUUUUACAGGCUAACUUUCUGUCAUAAAACACUUUUGUCAAACCGAAUGAAAAUAGUUGGAAAAUCUUCACAAUUAUUUACCGGCAAGUGAAUUCUGUUCAUGUAUAUCUUGAUACUGAUCUACUAAUACAAAUAUCAGCUUUUACAUUGAAACAAGGCUCUCAAUAGUGUUCUUAAAUGUAUAGGUCAGAUUAGAGGGUGGUGAGUUCUAAAAUUUGGUGGCUAUGUACUUCUGCUGGAUGUGUUUUAUAACACAAUGAAAAUGUGAUCUGUAGAACAAUAAAUAAGUAUUAGUUA